AUGCAGCUGUCUCGCCUCGGUCUGCUGGCUGCUUCCUUCAUUGCCUCUGUGGGAGCGCAAUCGACUUUCACUCCAGCUCGUCCCCCGGCGGCUCCGUUGGCUGUCAAGUCGCCGUACCUGAGUACUUGGCUGAACAUUGGCAGCGAUGGAGGAGAUGGAGGCUACCUCGCCGGCGAAUGGCCCGUGUUUUGGCAAAAUCAGGUCACUGGCUGGGCUGGUAUGGUCCGUGUGGACGGUCAGACGUAUACAUGGAUGGGCCUGCCGGGCACCAAAACGGUGAAUCAGACCGGGUUCGAGUAUACCUCAACCAAGACUAUUUUCACCAUGAACGUUCUGGACAAAGUGGAAAUGAACAUCACCUUCAUGUCGCCGAUUACGCCUACCGAUCUCAUGCGCCAAUCCCUUGUCUUCUCAUACCUGAACGUUGAAGUGUCUUCCUUGGAUGGUAGCAAGCACAAUGUGCAAGUUUAUGCGGAUAUCUCAGCUGAAUGGGUUUCGGGAGAUCGCAGUACCACUGCGCAGUGGGAUUACGGUACAACCGACGAUGUCGCGUACCACAAGGUGUACCGCCAGACCCAAUUGGCAUUCUCCGAGGUCAACCAGCAGAGUGAAUGGGGCCACUGGUAUUGGGCUACCGAUCUCAGUAAUGGCAUGAGCUACCAGUCCGGUCAAGAUGUUGUCGUGCGUGGUCAAUUCUCAUCGCAUGGUUCCUUGGCCAACACCAAAGACACGAAAUUCCGCGCCAUCAAUGACAACUGGCCCGUCUUCGGCUUUUCGUCUGACCUGGGUGCUGUUGGCGACACUCCCGUCAGCACGCUGUUCUCGCUUGGUCUUGCUCAAGAUGAGGCCGUUCAAUUCCAAGGCGCCUCGGCGUAUGCUCCGGUCCCUUCGCUUUGGAAAAGCUACUUCGACUCUGAGCUCGACGCGCUGUCUUUCUUCCACAGCGACUACGAGCACUCGAGCGGGAUUUCCAGCUCAUUUGAUAGCCAGGUUGCCAAAGAUUCCCUUGCUGUUGGUGGAGAUGACUAUCUCGUGCUCACCUCCCUCUCGGCUCGUCAGGCAUUUGGUGCUACUCAGUUGGCUGGUACCGAGGAGAAAAUGUACCUGUUCUUGAAGGAGAUCUCGUCUGAUGGAAACAUGAACACUGUGGAUGUUAUCUUCCCGGCUUAUCCUAUCUUCCUGUACUCGAACCCCGAACUCCUCAAGCUUGUCAUGGAACCGCUGUACGAGAAUCAGGAGGCCGGUAAGUACCCUAACACCUACGCCAUGCACGACAUGGGCUCGGCCUACCCGAACGCCACUGGUCAUGACGACGGAAAUGACGAGAAGAUGCCAUUGGAGGAGUGCGGCAAUAUGGUCAUCAUGACCUUGGCUUAUGCCCUCAAGGCUAGCGACGUCAACUAUUUGAACACUCACUACAACCUCCUCAAGAAGUGGACCACAUACCUGGUGGAUGAUGCUUUAUACCCUGCCAACCAAAUCUCCACUGAUGACUUUGCUGGAUCCCUAGCCAAUCAAACCAACCUCGCUCUCAAGGGCAUGAUUGGUAUCCAGGCCAUGUCCGUGAUCGCCAACAUGACUGGCCACAGCGACGAUGCCGCCAAUUAUUCCAGCAUCGCCCACAACUACAUUUCUAAGUGGCAGACUCUGGCGAUUGCCCAGGACGCCAACCCUCCGCAUACCACUCUGUCCUAUGGAGAUAACAGCACCCACGGCCUCCUUUACAACCUCUAUGCCGACGCUCAGCUGGGUCUGGGCCUCGUGCCGGAUUCCGUCUACCAGAUGCAGAGCAACUUUUACCCGACCGUCGCUAACAAGUAUGGUGUUCCCCUGGAUACCCGCCACACUUACACCAAGUCAGACUGGCAAUGCUUCUCGGCCGCCAUUGCUUCGACCAGCACUCGCGCUACCUUCUUCAAGGACUUGGCAACCUGGGUCAACGAGACGCCCACCAACCGUCCCUUGACUGAUCUGUACGACACUAUCUCUGGAAAUUACCCCACAACCACGUUCGUUGCCCGACCCGUCGUUGGCGGAGCCUUCGCUCCCCUCCUUGUGACAUCCUAA
Penicillium maclennaniae is the source of this 2067-nucleotide messenger RNA. It is a transcript of the gene gta1, whose product is annotated as glutaminase GtaA. Lineage: Eukaryota; Fungi; Ascomycota; Eurotiomycetes; Eurotiales; Aspergillaceae. The record is from RefSeq and is a predicted model, not a curated record. Gene Ontology annotation, biological process: carbohydrate metabolic process. The transcript is spliced from 6 exons. Bases 1 to 2067 code for a protein of 688 amino acids.